UGCAGCUCCUGGGCAUAGAGCACUGGCUCAGUAAUUGUAGCAUUAACAACAAUUACUGUCCAUGGGAUUUACCAGGCAAGAAUACUGGAGUGGAUUGCCAUUUCCUUCUCUGGGGGGAUCUUCCUAACCCAGGGGUUGAACCUGAGUCUCCUACAUUGCAGGCAGAUUCUUUACUGCUGAGCCACCAGGGAAGCCCUGGGGAUGGCUGCUUGAAUUUAAAUGACUAGGUACUUUAACACUGUUUUCUUAUCUUGGACUUCAAUUCUUUCUUGUCAAUAUUUGUUAUAUUUUCAAUUCUCCAUAAUGGAGAAGACAGAAACAAAAGAAGUGUUGUGUAGCACAUCAUAGUUAAGCUUUGUCCUUAUUCUUCCUUUAUUAAUCACCUUGCCGUCAAUAAAGCCUAAAAGCCCCUCUAGGUUUUCUUAACUUCAGCAUCUUCCUAAGUCUCAGCUCAUUCUGGUCAUUCUCAUACCCUUCUUAUAAGUUCAUAUAGCACUUAUCAAAUUUACUAUCUGAAAAUAUUUAUUUGAUGUAUUUAUUAUCUAUUGACUGUUCCUAGCAUAUGCUGUGUUUCAGUGAUACUCCUUUUAAAAAAAAAAAAAAAUUAGUUAUAUACUUCUCCUACCUUUUGUCCAUUUCUUAACAUUUGUAUUUACCAAGUUUUUCCUUUUAAAGAUUAUCUAAUACCUAAUACUUAGCUGCAUUUAGCACCCAUUUUUAAAGGUUUCUGUCCCUUUAAAGGGUUUUUUUGUAAAAUAUGCCAAUAUACUAAUGUUUUUCUUGAUUUUAAAAAAAUGCUUCGCUUAAGUCUAAGGUAUAUGUAAACUGUCUCAAUUUUUCUAAUACUCUUAUGUACCCCAACAUGAUUUACAUCUGGUUGAAAUUACUAACAACUUCCUUCAUGUUGGUAUCAGUCCCUCUUUUUUUUUAAACUCCCUCACUAUCUGUAUCAUUUAUUCCAGGAACUUGAAUUGCUCUGAAAAUACUGGGUAUGCUAUUUCUGUUCAGGGUGGUUCAGCAUGAUUUUCACAGCAUUCAGGUGUGAACAUUUCAUUAACCCCAGCAGUCAAAGAAAUGCCUUAGGGAAUCCUAGUUUUCUCAGAACUAACUAGGUAACAAAUCAACAUUUCCACGUUUCCUUCCAUUUAUGGUUUAAAAGUCUUAUAUUCACACAUACACACACCCCUUUUAAUUCUUUUUCUCUAUUUCUUUAUACCUAUACCUUAAAAUACUUCAUCUCUUGCUUAUAUAUGACCCUCUGCUUUGCUAUUUACCUUUCUAUAAAUUGGGCUUCCCUGGUGACUCAGCUGGUAAAGAAUCUGGCUGCAAUGAGGGAUACCUGGGUUUGAUCCCUGCAUUGGGAAGAUCCCCUGGAGAAGGGAACGAAUGGCUACCCACUCCAGUUUUCUGGCCUGGAGAAUUUCAUAGACUGUAUAGUCCACGGGGUCACGAAGAGCCGAACAUGACUUGAGCGACUUUCACUUUCACUUUUCUAUAAAUAUUCACACACAUAAACUCCUGUUUAUGCUUUCUGUUUUAGUUUUCAAAAAAGAGAAAGAAAAAAUAAGAGACCAAAAGGGAAGGGGGAAGGAAAGAGGGAACAUAAGGACAGAAGGGAAAAGGGCCUGGACCAAAGCACUCGUACUGGGCCCUCUGCCACAGCGCUUGCACCCCGAGGGCUCACCCUUUCAUGCAAAUGCAUGGUCAACAACUCAGUCCUUAUCACAUCAACCGCUUAAAUGAGCAUUUUGCAGGUUAGAGCAGAUGGGGAAAAAGAAAUAGGAAAGUGAGUGAAUGAAUAUAAGUCAGAUUGUCUCCAAUCUCAGCUUUGUUUUCUAGAAGGUCCAUUCAGGACUGUUCGUGGUGAUCAUAUAGUCCUGAAUAUUUGCCUUGAACAUGAACACUCGAAGAGAACUUGAAUCACAGGACCGGGCCAUCGUCAAAAUAGCAGCUCAUUUACCGGACCUCAUUGUCUAUGGAGAUUUCUCUCCAGAGAGACCUUCUGUGGAUAAUUUUGAUGGAGUCUUGAUGUUUGUCGAUAUUUCAGGCAAGCACAAAAGGGAUGUUUAAUGUGGGUGAACAAUAGGUUUGCAUGAAAUCACAAACAGUGCUUGACUGCAGAGUAGGGGUGCUGUUUCCGAGUUUUUGUGCUGUUAUUGCAAAUAUUCCCACUGAGAAGACAGGAGGGAGGACCUGGCUUAUGGACCUGGCUCCCUCUCAUCUUCCUUUGCCUGGCAUGUCCAGUGAUGGGCAAAUCUUUAAGAUGCCUAAGUCCUGGGCCUGGUACUUCAGGCUCCAGUGUCCCUGUUCCAACUUCACUGACUCAGCCUCCAAGGCCUACACCAUCCCAGGCAAAAUUGACCUCUGGAAAUGAUCUCUCCGAUGUUAUUUACAGCUUAAGAGGAAACUUACCAUCUCUUCAGAAGUCAUAGAACUUUAUGUGUUUUCAUUAUCAUGAAAUGGAAGUUCUAUACCCAGUUAAAACUGAAGUCACCCCUGUUCAAGUUGGGAAGUUAGGAGGGAAGAGUUAUCUGGUGCCUUUCCUUGACCCCUAAGAUAAUAAAUAUAGAUAGAGGAGACCCACUAUCUGACACUUGGCCUGCCACAAAGAUCAUUUAAAAGAAACACCUGCCAGUUCUUAAAAGCUGAGGCCCAUUGCUAGCAAGUGUGGUCCUCUUCUCCUGACACUGUUUGGUUCCUCCAAGCACCCAAGGAAACAAGCUGCACAAUUGUUCCAGGUUUUACUGCAAUGACUGAGAAGUUCAGCACAGCCAUGUACAUGGACCGAGGAGCUGAGCAGCUGGUGGAAAUCCUCAACCACUACAUAAGUGCAAUAGUGGAGAAAGUGUUGAUUUUUGGAGGAGACAUCCUAAAAUUUGCAGGUGACGCACUGCUAGCCCUGUGGAAGGUGGAGCGAAAGCAGCUGAAAAACAUCAUCACAGUGGUAAUUAAAUGUAGCCUGGAGAUUCACGCAUUGUUUGAGACCCAGGAGUCUGAAGAAGGCCUGGAUAUCCGAGUCAAGAUAGGACUGGCUGCUGGCCACAUCAGCAUGUUGGUCUUUGGAGACGAAACUCGAAACUACUUUUUGGUGAUUGGUCAGGCCGUAGAUGACGUGCGCCUCGCACAGAACAUGGCACAGGUGAAUGACGUCAUUCUAUCCCCAAACUGCUGGCAGCUCUGUGACAGGAGCAUGAUUGAAAUUGAGAGGAUUCCAGAUCAGAGAGCAGUUAAGGUUAAUUUCUUAAAACCACCCCCUUCUUUUAACUUUGAUGAAUUUUUCACAAAGUGUAUGGCUUUCAUGGAUUAUUAUCCUUCUGGUGACCACAAAAACCUCCUGAGGCUUGCUUGCAUGCUAGAGUCUGAUCCUGAACUGGAGUUGUCCCUACAAAAGUAUGUGAUGGAAAGCAUAUUGAAGCAGAUUGAUGACAAGCAGCUUCGGGGCUAUUUGUCUGAGCUUCGCCCAGUGACAGUUAUGUUCGUGAACCUGAUGUUUAAGGACCAAGAUAAAGCAGAAGUCAUAGGCUCAGCUAUUCAGGAUGCCUGUGUGCACAUUAAUUCUGUCCUGAGGGUCUUCCAAGGCCAAAUCAACAAAGUCUUCAUGUUUGACAAGGGCUGCUCUUUUCUCUGUGUCUUUGGUUUUCCUGGGGAAAAGGCACCUGAUGAAAUCACUCAUGCCUUGGAGAGUGCUGUGGAUAUAUUUGACUUCUGCUCUCAGGUCCACAAAAUCCGCACUGUUUCCAUUGGCGUGACCAGCGGGAUUGUCUUCUGUGGAAUCGUUGGACACUCUGUGAGGCACGAGUAUACAGUCAUUGGUCAAAAAGUCAACAUAGCUGCCAGAAUGAUGAUGUACUAUCCAGGAAUCGUGACCUGUGACUCUGUCACCUACAAUGGCAGCAACCUACCAGCCUACUUUUUUAAAGAGCUUCCAAAGAAAGUCAUGAAAGGUGUUGCAGAUUCUGGACCAGUGUAUCAGUGUUUGGGCCUUAAUGAGAAAGUCAUGUUUGGGAUGGCAUACCUCAUCUGCAACAGAAAUGAGCGUUACCCUUUGCUGGGACGUGAGGAGGAGAUCAAAUACUUCAUGUGUACUAUGAAGAAAUUUUUGAUGUCUAACUGCAGUCAAGUCCUGAUGUACGAAGGAAUAUCGGGAUAUGGAAAAAGUCAGUUACUUGUGGAAAUUGAGUACCUGGCUCAAGGUGAGAACCACAGGACUAUUGCUAUCGUGUUGACUAAGAUCAGCUUCAAUCAAAAUUUUUAUACCAUCCAGAUACUCAUGGCCAAUGUACUAGGUCUGGAUACUUGCAAACAUUAUAAAGAACGACAGACUAACCUUCAAAAUAAAGUCAAGUCACUGUUGGAUGAAAAGUUCCAUUGUCUUCUUAAUGACAUUUUCCAUGUGCAGUUCCCUAUUUCACGGGAGGUUUCCAAGAUGAGCACCAUGAGAAAGCAAAAGCAGUUGGAGGCGUUGUUUAUGAAGAUCUUGGAGCAAACAGUGAAAGAGGAAAGGAUUAUUUUCAUCAUUGAUGAGGGCCAGUUUAUCGAUUCAGCCUCCUGGACCUUUAUGGAAAAGCUUAUCCGGUCUGUUCCCAUCUUCAUCAUCAUGUCCCUGUCUCCCUUUGUCAACACACCCUGUGCAGCUGCCGGUGCCAUAAUGAGGAACAGGAACACCACCUAUGUCACCCUUGGACCUGUGCAGCCUAAGGACAUCCUCAACAAAGUCUGCCUAGACCUCAGUGUCAAGGGCAUCCCCAAAGAACUGGACACGUAUCUGGCAGAGGGAAGCUGUGGAAUUCCGUUUUACUGUGAAGAAUUGCUUAAAAACCUAGACCAUCACAGGGUACUUGUUUUCCAGGCAAUGGAGUCUGAGGAAAAGACAAAUGUGACCUGGAAUAACCUGUUCAAGAACUUUGCUAAGCCAACAGAGGACUUAAAAACAUUUACUUUCGGUCUUGAGGAGGAAAAUGAAGAAGUCUGUAACCUCGCUAGUGGUGUCAGAUUGAAAAACUUGUCACCACCAGCAUCAUUAAAAGAAAUCUCUCUGGUCCAGCUGGAUAGCAUGAGCCUGUCCCACCAGAUGUUGGUGAGAUGUGCUGCUAUCAUUGGCCUAACCUUCACUACAGAGCUGUUGUUUGAGAUUCUCCCUUGUUGGGACAUGAAGAUGAUGAUCAAUGCCCUGGCAACCCUUGUGGAAUCCAACAUCUUUGAUUGUUUCCAGAAUGGCAAGGAGCUCCGAAUGGCCCUAGAAAAGAACGCAGCUUCAUUUGAGGUGAAUUAUCGAUCCCUUUCUCUGAAGCCACUCAUUGAAGAAAUGGACCAUGGUGAGGAGGAACAGCUCCGUGAGCUGGAAAGCGAGGUGAUUCAGUGCCACAUCAUUCGAUUCUGCAGCCCAGUGAUGCAGAAAACAGCCUAUGAGCUGUGGUUGAAGGACCAGAAGAAAGCGAUGCACUUGAAAUGCGCCCGCUUUCUGGAAGAAAACGCCCACAGGUGUGAGCCCUGCCGAAGUGGAGACUUCGUCCCCUUUCAUCACUUCGCAGUGGAUAUCCGGCUCAACACCUUGGACUUGGAUACCAUUAGGAAGAUGGCUAAGUCCCAUGGAUUUCGAACUGAAGAAGAGAUCACUUUUUCAAGAACAGAGACUUCUAAGAAAUCUGAAAUAUUUUCUGAAAAUCUCAGUUCUGAAGAAAUAAGAGAAAAGAUCUUGAGUUUCUUUGAUAACAUUAUAACAAAAAUGAAGAUGUCUGAAGAUAACGUCAUCCCUUUGGAAUCGUGCCAGUGUGAGGAGAUCCUAGAGAUUGUCAUCAUGCCUCUGGCUCACCAUUUUCUUGCUUUGGAAGAAAACAACAAAGCCUUAUAUUACUUCCUAGAACUUGUGUCUGCUUAUCUCGUCUUGGGUGACAACUAUAUGGCUUAUCUAUAUUUGAAUGAGGGAGAGAGGUUGCUGAAAAUUCUCAAGAAGGACAAAUCUUGGAGUAAAACUUUUGAAUGGGCCACCUUUUUUACCCUCAAAGGUCAGGUCUGUUUCAACAUGGGCCAGAUGGUGCUUGCCAAAAAAAUGCUGAGGAAGGCUCUGAAGUUCCUCAAUAGAAUCUUUCCUUACAACUUAAUCUCCUUGUUUCUCCAAACUCGGGUUGAAAAAAACAGACACUUUCAUUAUGUGAAUCAGAAUCAACAGGCCCAAGAGAGCUCACCCCCAGGGAAGAAGAGGCUGGCACAGCUUUACCAGCAAACCACUUGUUUCUCCUUGCUGUGGCAAAUCUAUAGCUUGAAUUUCUUUUUCCACUACAAGUAUUAUUGUCACCUGGCAGCUCUGAUGCAAGUGAAUACUGCACUGGAAACUCAAGAGGAUUUCCAGAUCAUUAAGGCCUACCUGGACUAUUCGCUGUACCAACAUCUCGCUGGCUACCAGGACGUGUGGUUCAAAUACGAGGUCAUGGCCAUGAAGCAGAUCUUCAACCUCCCCCUGAAACGCGAGGGCGUUGAAAUCAUGACCUAUGUGGCCGAUAGGCUUGGUUAUAUCAAGCUCCUAAUGGGUCACUUGGACUUGGCCAUUGACUUAGGUUCUCGAGCCCACAAGAUGUGGUCAUUGCUUCGGAAUCCCAAUAAACACUAUCUGGUCCUCUGCUGGCUUUGUAAAUCCCUCUUCUUGAAAAACAGAUACAAGCAGCUGAUCCAGGUUCUGGGGUGGCUGUGGGAUCUUUCUGUAGCAGAAGAGCACAUCUUCAGCAGGGCGUUUUUCUAUUUUAUUUGCUUGGAUCUCAUGCUUUAUUCUGGCUUUGUUUAUAGACCCUUUGAAGAGUGUUUGCAAUUCAUACACCAAAAUGAAGACAACAGACUCCUCAAAUUCCAAAGUGGAAUGCUCCUGGGACUUUACUCAUGUAUCGCUAUCUGGUAUGCCCGACUUCAGGAAUGGAACAGCUUUCAUGUAUUUUCCAAUAGAGCCAAAAAUCUUGUGUCGAGAAGAACCCCAACAGCUCUUUACUGCAUAAGCAUCAGUAGGUACAUGGAAGGACAAGUUCUCUACCUUCAAAAGCAAAUUGAAGAACAAUCAGAGAAUGCUCAAGACACUGGAGUUGACCUACUCAAGAACUUGGAGAAUCUGGUGGCUCAAAACACCACUGGGCCUGUCUUCUACCCAAGACUCUACCAUCUGAUGGCCUAUGUCUGUAUACUAAUGGGAGAGGGGCAGAAUUGUGACCUCUUCCUGAACACAGCCUUACAGUUCUGUGAAACUCAAGGGAAUGUGCUGGAGAAAUGCUGGCUGAACAUGAGCAAAGAAUGGUGGUACUCAAACUCUGAGUUAACAGGAGACCAAUGGCUUCAAACACUCUUGAAUCUCCCAUCAUGGGAAAAAGUUGUAUCAGGCAAGGUAAACAUACAGGAUAUUCAGAAAAACAAAUUCCUGAUGAGAGUUAAUAUUCUGGACAAUCCUUUCUAAUCUUUCAUGGAAGAGAACAAAGAUUUUAAUGACUCAUUCUCUUGUGAUUAUCCAUUAUUAACUUUUCUGUAUAGGCAGCAUCUUCCAGGUUCCUGAAUACUUCCUUCUGUUCAGACACAGAACCAAACCUCAGGUUUCUCCUCGGUCUGGAGGGUCAGAGAGGGUUGGCAGUGUCAUGCUUUCCUUUCUUCCAGCUUUGCACAAAUUCCCUUUGCCUUUAAUGCUGUUUUAGCUUAUCUUGUUUAUUUUCAGCCCAUGCAGAAUUGUAUCAGAUCGAAAAAUUUUAGUAUCAAAAUGAUACAUUUUGUGGCAGAUAGGCUUAUAUGUAAUCUAUUAAACUGAAAACAGUUAUUUUUAAA
Messenger RNA from Bubalus bubalis (water buffalo), 7791 nucleotides. RefSeq names its product adenylate cyclase 10 (gene ADCY10). Bases 2750 to 7432 code for a protein of 1560 amino acids. The transcript has 31 exons. Gene Ontology annotation, molecular function: adenylate cyclase activity. Lineage: Eukaryota; Metazoa; Chordata; Mammalia; Artiodactyla; Bovidae. Gene Ontology annotation, cellular component: cytoplasm. Gene Ontology annotation, biological process: intracellular signal transduction; cyclic nucleotide biosynthetic process. The record is from RefSeq and is a predicted model, not a curated record.